AUGGUGGCCGGCGCGAACUUCACUAAGUGGGCUCUCGUGGCGGUGGUUCUGGUGGUCCUCGGGGCCGUCGCUCCCUCGUCCGGCUCCGGUAUCAAACUCCCCUUCCGUUUCCCCCAGGACCCGAUCUUCACCUUCAUGCCGGCCGGACCCGAGGGUGAGUACCGCUUCAGGCUGUCGGCCAACGCCACGGUGUGCGUCGGUAACAUGGUCUACGGCGCCAAGCAGAUCUAUUCCUACUCGUACUGGGUCAAGACGACCUACACUGGAUGUGAGCCCUCCUGCGAGGCCCGCGUCAUCAACAUGUUCAACGGCGACAUUCCCGACAACGUGUCGAUCAGCUUGCCCACCGAGGACUGCGACUGGACUGAGGUCGUCGCCAACCUCUCCGCCCGCAACGACUUCAAGCACGGUCGCGAGAACAAGUAUGCGCUCGCCUUCUGCUGCGAGGCCGACGACGAUGAGCCCGAGUUCUUCUUCCGCAAGACCAACCACGUCAGCAGAGGGGCCAGCCAACCCAAGUUCGACACCCUCGUCGAGUGCGAAGAUUAUGAUUGCGAGGUCGAGCGCGAAGAGGAGCCGCUCCACAUGACCGUCGAUUACCAGUCCGGUCGUAGGAGGGGCGAGCCUAAGCACUUGAGGAACCGCGUCCAGCUGGUUCCCACCCUCAUCCCCGUCCCCAACAAGAGGUCCAAGAAGAACUAA
Acanthamoeba castellanii str. Neff is the source of this 702-nucleotide messenger RNA. RefSeq lists its product as uncharacterized. The record is from RefSeq and is a predicted model, not a curated record. The transcript has a single exon. NCBI's taxonomy places the organism in Eukaryota, Discosea, Longamoebia, Acanthamoebidae. Bases 1 to 702 code for a protein of 233 amino acids.